AUGGCGUCCAAAGUCCUGUUGUCGGCAGUUCUUCUGGUCAGUGUUGGUGUGUGCCAUGGUGACCAUCACGCUGACUAUUCUCAAAGCAAACCAACAAGUGCUGAAGGUGAUGUGGAACAUGUGUGUAACGGAGAGUGUCCCGAGUACGAGCUGUUGUGCUCGACCCCGGAGUACGACGUGAGGCGGUACAAGAGCGCCCUCUGGGUUUCCACUACGGUACCACACCUGUCCCUCUCCCAGGCCAGCGCCAGGGGACGAAAACUUCUGCACGACUACUUCGGAGGCGCGAAUGACAAACAUCUGAAAAUGUCUCACACCUCCCCGAUGGUGACGCAGACCCGGGAGCCUUCCGAGAGUCCCGUUCGCGAAAUCACCGUGUCUCUGCUUCUGCCUAAGAAGGUGGCAAAGACCCCCCCAAAGCCUGCAGAUCCCUGGGUGGUGAUAGAUCUCGUCCCAGAGACCAUCAUGUACGUGAAGAAGUUCGGAGGACGUUCUCCAAGGGUCGGCUUUGUCGCUGAUCGGGAGGCCCAUAACUUCUUUAAGACACUCAAGGCGAACAAAGAGCCACAUCCCGGAGAGGAUGGCUAUUACUAUGUCGCUCAGUAUGGCAGCGAAGACUCGUCCGACCACGACAUGCACAAUGAGAUCUGGGUGUUCGCGCUGAACGAGAGGACCUACAAGUGGCUGGAGUUCAACGACCUUACCGCAGACGGGGAGGGGCUCCCACAGUGUCUCCAUGGUAACGAGGAGCCAAUGACGUGGAAGAAGAUGGAUCAGAGCCACAUCCCCCUGUUAACCCGGGAGCGGUGCUCUACCACGUACUGCCAAGCCCCAAAGAAGUGUCCAAAGUACGAGUUAUCGGAAGUAAAGGGAGUCGACGACGAGAGCAUACAUCUCAAGCAGUACAAGGACUUCCGGGCACUGGCCUACAUACCCCCCACAUGCUAUUACGACACUGCUAUUCAUGCUUCAGCAGGUCCACUGUUGAAUCCCUGGACAACGCGGGUAGGUGUCCCAGCGUCGGAUGUUGCCGGGACGAUAACAGUCGCUAUCGAGAAAAGAGAGGAGCUGGACGGGAAGAGCAGCUGCCAGAAGCUCUACAAUGUGUGGUACUUCGCAGGCGGAGGGACGAGAAGCCAAGAGGACAGAAAUAUGCUGGAGAACGAAAACGGCUUCCGGACACCCAAAACAGUAGAAGCAGUUCAUCACGGAAAGACCGCUGGCAGCUCACCCAUUUACACCAAGUGUUUCGGCGGUAAUGCCUACUACGAGCCGAUCACCAUCACGUCCACAGCCAAACUGCUCAUGGAGCGACUCCGGGACCAGAAGAAGUGUUUCCUGGGUGACCACGUCGGUGUCUGGGAAUUCCACCCGCAGUCCAGGCUGUUCGACCACUACAACGAGAUCACCGUAUUCGCGGACCUGGACUGCAGUGAACAGGAGGGCCGGCCGCCCUUUACCUUUCACCUCCCCGUGAGUAAGGACUACAGCCGGACGGAGGCCAGGCCGUCGCUGGGUCACCAAUGUGACACCCACGAGUGCCCGGAGACUACCACAAUCAUGGGGCUGGAGAAUAACCUGCAGAUUUUCGAGUAUAAGUCAGCAAACUGGUUCUACUCCAAGAGUCCUUCCAAGUCCUGUAGCAACGAGGAAGCUUUCCACAAGGCGCUGAAUCCCCUCCUGUCGUAUCUGAAUGGAAAGAAUGAGAACAACUCCAGAAUUGACAUGACAAGACCGUUGUAUGGCCAGGCAAGGGAUAUUUAG
This is a messenger RNA of Branchiostoma floridae (Florida lancelet), 1764 nucleotides long. RefSeq lists its product as uncharacterized. The record is from RefSeq and is a predicted model, not a curated record. Lineage: Eukaryota; Metazoa; Chordata; Leptocardii; Amphioxiformes; Branchiostomatidae. The transcript has 11 exons. The coding region runs from base 1 to 1764 and encodes 587 amino acids.